Messenger RNA from Fusarium odoratissimum NRRL 54006, 2243 nucleotides. RefSeq names its product dTDP-glucose 4,6-dehydratase. The transcript is spliced from 3 exons. NCBI's taxonomy places the organism in Eukaryota, Fungi, Ascomycota, Sordariomycetes, Hypocreales, Nectriaceae. The record is from RefSeq and is a predicted model, not a curated record. Gene Ontology annotation, biological process: nucleotide-sugar metabolic process. Gene Ontology annotation, molecular function: dTDP-glucose 4,6-dehydratase activity. The coding region runs from base 771 to 1778 and encodes 335 amino acids.
CGCUAGAAUUCAACGUCUCUUCGUGUUCUGUGUGAUUUGCCCCUUUAACUCGAUUUAGUUGCUGAAAACUAUUAACGAAAAACCUCAACAGUGCUACACAAGAUAACUUAUUCGUAUUCUAGACCAAAUCUCUUUGUCAAAGAUCUCCCUUCAUUGCUUCUGAGCCGAGGGAUUGCCCCUUACAUAUCCCCUGUCCCUGUCUACCCAUGACCCAUCACCCGCGGGUGGUUUGCGACAAUUAAAAUCCUGGCUGUUCAUGACGCAGGCAAAUUUGUCUGCAUAACAGCAGAGACUCUGCCAUCAAAGUCAAAGUCAAUGCUCUGAUACACCCUGCUUCAAAUAGGCAGACUCAAAUAUCCUACGACGAAUAUGACGGCCUCCUCUGAUCAACCGCGAACUAACGGUGACGCCAGUGUUGGGAUAAAUAACCACAGCAAACAAAGCGACAUAUGGAAGCAUGCCCCUGUGCUCAUUGGCACAACCAAAUUUGAGCCUCGCUCCGAUGUUAAAAACAUGAUGAUUACAGGCGGCGCUGGCUUCAUGUGAGUGACGUCCUGCAACGCCAAGCUCUGCUCCACUGACGGUUUAUUUCAAGCGCUUGCUGGGUCGUCCGCCAUCUCACUUUGACAUAUCCACAUGCCUAUAACAUUGUCUCAUUCGACAAGCUAGACUACUGCGCUGCUCUCAACAACACAGGCGUCCUAAGUGAAUCCUCCAACUUUACCUUCUAUCAUGGCGAUAUCACCAAUCCAGCUGAGGUCGUUGACUGUAUGGAGCGAUACAAUAUUGAUACAGUUCUACACUUUGCCGCCCAGUCACAUGUGGACCUGAGCUUUGGCAACUCUUAUGGCUUUACACACACAAACGUCUACGGAACUCAUGUUCUCCUUGAAAGCGCCAAGAAGGUUGGCAUUGGCCGCUUCAUUCAUGUAUCGACUGAUGAAGUAUACGGUGAAGUUAAAGAAGACGACGACGACCUUCUUGAGACGAGCAUAUUGGCUCCCACAAAUCCAUAUGCUGCCAGCAAGGCGGCAGCUGAGAUGUUAGUGCAGUCUUACCAGAAGAGUUUCAAAUUACCUGCCAUCAUUGUGCGGAGUAACAACGUAUACGGUCCUCAUCAAUAUCCGGAGAAAAUUAUCCCCAAGUUUACAUGUCUUCUUAACCGUCAGCGGCCACUGGUUCUGCACGGAGACGGCACGCCUACCCGGCGAUAUCUCUACGCUGGCGACGCAGCUGAUGCGUUUGACACGAUUCUCCACAAAGGUCAAAUUGGCCAGAUUUACAACGUCGGUUCACAAGACGAAGUAUCCAAUCUAGAGCUCUGCGGGAUGCUGCUCGACCGAAUGAGGAUACCACACGAUACCCCGGAGCAGCUCCGCAAGUGGAUCAAGUACACUCGGGACAGACCCUUUAAUGACCGUCGGUAUGCAGUUGAUGGCACCAAACUAAAGAGGCUUGGUUGGGAACAGAAAGUGUCGAUUGAUGAGGGCCUCAAGAUUACAGUCGAUUGGUUCACGCAGUUCGGAGAGACUUGGUGGGGAGACAUCAGCCAUGUUCUCACGCCGUUUCCUACGGUGAGCGACGGCGAGAUGGUUCCGGAUGAUGCGCGAUCAAUGCGCGAUGAACCACUUGAGUCCCAAGACAUACGACAGGGCAAGCUGCCGGAACAGCACAAAAAGGAUGAUAUGAGUGGUGGUUGUCGAGAAACACAACAGAACGGUGAGGAUACAAGUGGGCUACAUCAAAAUAACGGCGGCGGUUAUCAAAUUACCACUUAACGAACAGCCAUUCUUUUUGCGGGACUUAUUCCUUUUUAAAUGCAUUUUGACAAUAGAACAGACAGAAGAUCAAAGACAUAGAUACCACUUACAAGGGGGCUGAUGACUAGACGAAGUCCGGAAGCUGGGGCUGCAAAUUCAAUCACUUAGAUUGAAAGAAUCUUGAAUAUAUACCUAAUUUAUCGGGAAUACAUGCUUGUGCGUCUACCGUAUGGGUUAGACCACGUAGCAAUCAAGAUGACGGCAACAACUAUCGCUGGCUUAUCUGUAAGUCAAGCUGGACACCAUGGCAUUGGCUUACUAUCAUCAGCUUUGAGAACAACUCAACUCUGGAUCAUCAAAGCUCUCUCAGCAACCAAUAAGCUCCCCUUGUAACUGCAGGAACACAAUCAGGACAAAAUGCAACAAUGCGUGUCCAAUGGCCACAAUUAAUGACGCGUUCUCCUGCAUGAUGCAUCACCAACU